Messenger RNA from Pollicipes pollicipes, 1091 nucleotides. RefSeq lists its product as uncharacterized. The record is from RefSeq and is a predicted model, not a curated record. Gene Ontology annotation, biological process: extrinsic apoptotic signaling pathway in absence of ligand; regulation of apoptotic process; intrinsic apoptotic signaling pathway in response to DNA damage. Gene Ontology annotation, cellular component: mitochondrial outer membrane. NCBI's taxonomy places the organism in Eukaryota, Metazoa, Arthropoda, Thecostraca, Pollicipedomorpha, Pollicipedidae. Gene Ontology annotation, molecular function: BH domain binding. The transcript has 8 exons. The coding region runs from base 1 to 1026 and encodes 341 amino acids.
AUGUUCGGCGUGCCGACCGGCGCCGCCGCCAAGGGCUUCCAGGACUCGGCCGUACAGAGCGCCUGCGGCCAGGAGGAGCCGGCGGCCGAGCUGGAGACGGAUCUGGCUGUGCUGGACGUGGCCGAGGGUGGUGACAAGGCGGCCGCGCCACCCGCCAGUCCCUACCCGGAGUUUCCGGAGACGAACCCGUUCCGGCUGCCGGAGACCGGCGCGCGCCGGAGCGGCUCUGCGUUGGUGGCCCAGCGGGCGGUGGGCGUCGAGUCGGACCCGUCCGGCGGCGGCCGGCUGGCCAGCCUGGAGCGGCGCGACAGUAUCUGGGAUCGGCUGCCGCCGCCCGACCUGGAGCAGCGCCGCCUCUCGGACCAGGAAGGCGGAGCCAGCGCCGCCACCCGCCUGCUCAGGUCUCCGUUCACCCUGGGCCAGGCGACGCCGACGCCGGACCAGACCAACGACGAGGGCCGCGACCUCUUCCUGGAGUUCGUCCGCGACAGGAUCGAGGAGGACAUCCAGGUUGACGAGCUGGCGCUGCAGGCGCAGAACGACGACUACUUCAACAGGAUCAUGGCGCUGCCUGGCCUCAGCAACCCAGUAUGGGCGCAGACAGGCACAGAGCUGCGUGCGCUGGCCGACGCCUUCGCGACCUCCCACCAGCGUCAGGAGCUGCGCUGCAAGGCCUUGCAGACCGACCUGACCGGCAUCUCAUGGGACCGGUUCCGCCAGCUGCUCGAAGAGCUCUUCUCGGGCGAGGCGGGUGUGACCCAGGAGCGCAUCCUGGUGCUGUUUUUCUUCCUGUCCGACUGCGUGGUGGCCACCAUUCGACGGCACGCCUGGACCCACCUGCGGCGCCUUAUCGAGUGGAGCCUGCGCUACAUCGUGGAGCGCGUCUGCGCCCUGGUGCAGCAGGCUGGCGGAUGGGGCGUGGUGCUUCGCACAUCGGCCGAGUACGUGUACAUGGCGCUCAAGAUGGCCACCUGCGGCCUGGUCUGUGUCGCCGCCAUCAUGUACAUCAGGAAGUCGCUCAACUAGUGGCGGCGGCGCUGCGGUCCGCCCGGCGCCUGCCGUGGUCAGGGACGGCGCCCGGGGCUGGACGG